Molecule: messenger RNA, 2635 nt
Organism: Zerene cesonia (dogface butterfly)
Lineage: Eukaryota; Metazoa; Arthropoda; Insecta; Lepidoptera; Pieridae
Gene: CalpC
Product: calpain-C
Exons: 13
Coding region: 117-2042 (641 amino acids)
Biological process (GO): proteolysis
Cellular component (GO): cytoplasm
Molecular function (GO): calcium-dependent cysteine-type endopeptidase activity
Source: RefSeq, a predicted model, not a curated record
AAAGAAACCAGUUACACAGCAACGGAGUGGCGUACGGUCACCCGAGCGUGUAGUGAAUAUACUAAAAAUACGAGGAAUUGUGUUGUGUGUGCGUGAUUCGAUAAGUAAGCCGUGGCAUGGCGGAUUAUACAGAAAUAAAGACGAACUGCCUCCAAAAGUUCCAACUAUGGGAAGACCCUGAUUUCCCAGCUACACAAAGUUCCGUGUUUUAUCAUCAAGUGCCACCUUUCCAAUUUGAAUGGAAAAGACCUCAUGAGCUGUACCUUAAUCCAAAGUUUAUUCACGAAGGAUACGAGGGGUUCGAUGUGGUGACCGGCACACUCGGUGACAAAUGGCUACUGUCGUGUUUCGGAAUAUUACAUAUGUAUAAAGGUCUAUUUUUUCGAGUCAUACCCGGGGUCCAAAGGCUUGAUUCUAAUUAUGCUGGCAUAUUUCGGUUUUGUAUUUGGUGGUGUGGACAAUGGGUAGAAGUAUUAGUUGAUGACCAACUGCCCACAGUGCAUGGCAAGCUGGCUUUCAUGCAUUGCAGUCAUUCGGAACAGUUGUGGCCAGCUUUAUUAGAGAAGGCUUACGCUAAAAUGCACGGAUCGUAUGAAGCUCUGAAAUACGGGAACCUUCACGAUGGGCUUGUUGAGUUAACCGGCGGCAUAACAGAGACUAUUCCUCUUGCAGAUAUCGAAGACCCAAUUAGACUACAUAACUUAUUACAGACUACGAGUAUUGUUACAGCCUAUCAUUCUGCCAAUUCUGUUAAAAAUAUAGAAUCUGGAAUACGUUACAGAAUGUAUAAUAUGGAAAGGGUAGAAACCCCGGGAGGCUACAUACACUUGGUACGCUUGGGAAAACCUCUAGCGUCCGGCGAAAAGCCUUUCAACCAUCUGGUAUUAGACAAAACAACGUGGAAUUCAAUACCAAUAUCAGAAAGAGACCGAUUGACAUCUACAACAACUGGCUUCUGGAUGCUUUAUACAGACUUCAUAAGCAUGUUCGCCCAAUUAGAUUUAGUUCACAUCAGUGGAGAAAAUAGUCACAUUGAAGCCACACUCGCAGAUAAGCAAAAGUGGCUAAUAAGGUCUCAUCAAGGGAGGUGGAUGAAGGGAGUCACGGCUGGCGGCUGUAGAAAUCACGCUGAAUUUUUCCACAUGAAUCCGCAAAUUCAAAUAUUGGUUAGUGAACCAGACACAGUUUUUGUAUCGCUCAGUCAACACAGUAUCAUGGAACCGAAAGUUAUAGGAUUUAGUAUUUAUAGAAUCUCAAAACCACUUACGGAAAUCGCACCCUCCACCUUAUUUAAGAAAAUCAAGAGCUCUAUUAAUUCUAAAUACACGAAUAGCAGACAAGUUAGUGAAAGGUGCGACCUAGAAGCUGGUGCUUACUUAAUCAUACCUACAACCUUCGAACCACGUCAAGAGGGAAAUUUCACACUCCGAGUUUGUUCCUUGAAGCAACACAAAGUUAAUUUAUUAGAUUGCUUUCCGCAGACAUUAAAAAUGGCUCUGCUAAAACCGCCAACUCAAAUAAACUCUAAUACAUUUCAACUGUACGAUUCACAAUUCCUUCAACUAGCGGAUGAACACAAAACUAUAAACGCGUUUGAACUUCAAGAACUGUUGGAGAGAUGUUUACCCAACGAUUACAUCAAGAGCUGCGCAACGAUAGAAACAUGCCGGCAAGUUGUGUUAUCUAUGGAAAAGGACGGAUUGGGUCGUAUUACGUUAAACGACUUCAAGAAUUUAAUAUACAGCUUAAGAUAUUGGCAAGAAGUGUUCAAGCGAUAUUCCACCGAGAAAAUGGGAGUGUUACGAGUAGAAAGAUUCCGUGAUGCUCUACGUGACGUUGGUUUCGCUGUGCCCGAGAGGGUCAUGGCUCUUCUGGUCCUCAAAUACAUGAGGAAGGAUGGAAUGCUGAGAUUCGGCGACUUUGUAUCUGCUAUCGUUCUUUUGCAUAGAGCAUUUGAUAUGUUCUUCAGUAACUGCUCAUCGAGUACAUACAAAAUACAAUUAACAUUUUCUGAGUGGCUGAAGUUGGCUUUGACUUGCUAACUUUGGGAUUCAGAUAGUAUCGCGGCGAAAGCAGAUGCCAAAGCAGCAGAAAUUGGUGCAAAGAAAAUAAUAAACAUUUGUGAUAUGCGGAUCGACCCAUGAAUCAGUGUGGUGUAAACAUAUAAUUUGCAUUUAUUAUUAUAAGUUUACAAUAAUGUAAAUAUCGUAUUUGCAAAUGAUCUAAAAAAGUAGGGCUUAAUUUGCUAUAAUAUUUUAAACAUAUAAGAAGUGUACAUAUUAUAAAUACAUAAGAAGAUAAAAAAAAUCAGAAGAUGAGUUUGAAACAAAUGAGAUUUUUUCUCUCUUGUUUCACCCUCACGCCCCUCUGUCAGUGUCACUACGGUAUGAAAAGAUCCUUGUACUACUGUAAACCAAAAAAAAGAAGCGGAGCAGCAAAAAAAGUGACAGAAAUUAAAGCUUUGAGCGGGUGAAACUGCGAGACACAGCAAGUAUUUAAUAAGAUCGUACAUCGGAAUGCGAAUCCAUUACAUAAUUAACAUAAUAAUGGAAAACUAAAAACCUCUUAGAAAUGUCACGUAAAUAUCAGGCAGUACCUACGUAGAAGUACUUGUAAAUAAAUGAUUACAACACUC